AUGACUGGCGAAGAAAGCAAGCGAAAGAUCAAUCUCCAAACUCGUCAUGGUGGAUCUCGGGAGUCUCGCAGUCGAAGAGAUCGGCCUUGCGACAAAUGCAGGACUAGGAAGUCGGCUUGCGUAAUUACUGACAAACCCCCUUGUAUGGUUAUGGUGAAAAAGGGGAAUAAAGUGUUGUGUUGACGUUAUGACAUAGGUCGUUUUUGUGAGCUUCGUGGUCUCCAAUGCAGUUUCAACAUUGGCCCACGUAUAAGACACAGAAAGUUCACUGUGGAAGAUGGGAAUUCCAUAGAAAUUGAUAGUGAUGCAGCAACUCCAACUGAGGCAUGCUAUCCCGGAGAUCAUGAACCACCUCAAGAGUCUAAAUACCCCAUUUCUUCACGAAUCCAGGUUCAACAUCAACUUGCUUCGCCCACAGAAACUUUAUCACCGGCCUCUGAAAGAAGUGAAACUCGACCCACAACGACAACUAGACAAUAUCUCUCAUGGCAAGAACUCACUUCCGGUCCCGAAACCCCAGAAAUCGUCACUUCACCCACGGCAUUUCCAUUAAGACCAACCCCCGAAAGAAAUACAAGUCAACCUUCCCCACAUGAAAGAGAUCUUGCUCCAUUCUCGCUGGAAUGCGACAAUAAGUCUACAGCUCACUUCGUUGGGCUAUCAGGAGAACAAGAUACGAACCUCUUCUCUUCCAUACGAUAUAAUAUUUUGAACGAGACAAAUUUCCUCGACUUCAAUGUCCGUCAAGUCUACGCUGGGAAUCCAAGUACUGGUGCACCACCAAUACACUUCUCUAUUCUCCAAAACACAUUUCCGGUACGAGACCAACUCGUGAAACAAACUUCAUCUAGUGCCGUAGAAGCUCACAUCCAAGGACACGGAGACGCCCUGAUACGACUCUAUUUUCGCUUCAUCCACCCUAUUCUACCAAUCCUAUCAAAAUCUUCAUUUCUUGCCCAAUACACUACAGACAAACUUAGUAUACCUGCAUCAUUACGUGGAGCGAUAUAUGGACUUGCAUGCGCAUUCUGGCGCCAAGACACAACCCUCAAAAACCACCCUCCCAUCGCCCAAACCGCACUUUUCGAACACGCACAUGCGGCGCUUAACCGAGAACUGGAUUCCCCCAAGUUAUCCACCUUGCAAGCUUGCCUUCUGAUAAUCCACGAGCAGCCAGAUAUAAGUGCCUCCACUGAGAGUCCGAGAAUUUGGGUACUUGCCUGUCAAGCGACGGCUUGUGCUCAGAGUUUGGGCUUGCAUCAGGAUCCGACGAAUUGGAAGUUGCCUCUUUGGGAGAAAAGGUUGAGGAAGAGGUUAUGGUGGGCUACUGUUUUACAUGAUAUUUGGAUAUCGAUGUGUCAUGGAAAUGCUCCACAUAUUUCUAUUGGCUCUUUUGAUACUUCGGAGUUGGAAAUGGCUGAUAUGGCUUCGGAUGAAACCGUAGGUCCUGGUGGACAUGUGCUUGAAGAGAGAGAUCGAGGGUUUAGUCUUCAAAAUGCAGCACGAUUCUUGGCAAACAUAAGGUUGACAAUGGUACUGUGGGGUGUACUGAAAGAUGCUUAGUAAGUGAUCUUGAGCCUAGUCCUACUCUCAUUCGUUCUAAUUUGUUAGUACUCUUCAAGAUUAUCGCCAAAUAGUGCAAAAGCUCGACUUGGGAAGUCAUGAAGCUAUGCUUUUGGAUUAUAAGAAUCAGAUGAAUCGAGUUCUGUCCACAAUACCAGAAGCUCUGGCUAUAAAAUUUUCAAUAGCAGGGAGUAAAACUAAUGGUAUAAAAAUCUGCUUCAUUGGUCGUCACAAAUAUGCUCACAGUCCUAGGCUUCUUCCACCUUUCCAUCUUCACACUCAAAUUCUUCAUACUACGUCAGCUUAUGGCUCCCGCAACACCCGAGGCAAAAUCUGACCCAGGUUCGGCCCUUUGUAAGUACCAUGGAGAAGCACUUCAAGAAGGGGAAGCAUUCUUACAAUUUAUCUCCCAGGCGCUUGCCGUAGAUCUAGAAACCUUCUGGCCUCGUUGUAAGCUCCACAGUCAUGUUUUAGUGGGUCCUCGCUAAUGUGCUUCGACAGAUAGUCGUAGUAACCUAAUAGUUGGGGGAAAUCAUCUGAUAUAUCUUUUCUUCUGUGCGUCGACAGAAACACAAGUCGCGAAGGCAUAUGAGAUGUUACAGAAAUACCAAGAUGUUCUUAAUAAAGCGACGAAGAUUACAGAUUGGAGUACAAUUGGUCUCAUCAGACCUUCUCUUCUGAGGACAGACUCGUUUUUUCGUGGUGCAGCGGAAGGUAUCAGGCAUUUCUCUAGACAUUAG
Hymenoscyphus albidus is the source of this 2303-nucleotide messenger RNA. NCBI's taxonomy places the organism in Eukaryota, Fungi, Ascomycota, Leotiomycetes, Helotiales, Helotiaceae. The record is from the annotation of a GenBank genome assembly.